Camelina sativa (false flax) is the source of this 756-nucleotide messenger RNA. RefSeq names its product heat shock protein 90-6, mitochondrial. Gene Ontology annotation, molecular function: ATP hydrolysis activity; ATP binding; ATP-dependent protein folding chaperone. The record is from RefSeq and is a predicted model, not a curated record. Lineage: Eukaryota; Viridiplantae; Streptophyta; Magnoliopsida; Brassicales; Brassicaceae. Gene Ontology annotation, biological process: protein folding.
GUCUCUCUCUUCUCUCUCGAAAACUCCGGCGAGAGAACACGCGAUUCUGGUGGACCACUGUUGGAUUCAUUGCUGAGAUGGACUAUGAGAAUUUUUGGCAAACAUUUAAAACUGGGGUGCAUAGAGGACCGUGAAAACCACAAGCGCAUAGCUCCACUGCUUCGAUUUUUCUCCUCCCAGAGUGAGAAUGACAUGAUCAGCUUGGAUGAGCAUGUUGAGAACAUGAAACCUGAACAGAAAGCCAUAUAUUACAUAGCUUCCGACAGCAUUACAAGUGCGAAGAAUGCACCUUUUCUCGAGAAGAUCCUUGAGAAGGGACUUGAGGUACUAUACUUGGUAGAACCUAUUGAUGAAGUUGCCGUACAGAGCUUAAAAGCUUACAAGGACAAAAUUUUUGUAGAUAUCAGCAAGGAAGACUUGGAUCUAGAGGUGUUUCGAGGAAAGAGAUUAAGGAAGCUUUUGAGCUGUUUGACACUGAUGGGUCUGGCACCAUUGAUGCUAAAGAGCUUAAUGUUGCUAUGAGGGCGCUUGGUUAGAAACAGAGUUAGAGCUUUAGAGGAAAGCUUGAGUGGUUGACCAGCUAAAGGCGUUGUUAGUGAUUUGGCAAUUGGUUUGGGACAUGGGGAGAGCUUAGGAUGCUCUAGAAUUCACCUUAGGACUCUUUCGUUUGGUUGUCAAGGAGGUGGCCAAGAGACUACGGCGUAAGCUCUCUCUCUCUCUCUCUCUCUCUCUCUCUCUCUCUCUCUCUCUCUCUCU